Messenger RNA from Bactrocera oleae (olive fruit fly), 2055 nucleotides. Lineage: Eukaryota; Metazoa; Arthropoda; Insecta; Diptera; Tephritidae. The record is from RefSeq and is a predicted model, not a curated record.
UCGCUUUACAAGCAGACCCUGUCAAACUUUACAUCUGAGCAACAUUUCAAAAUUUUUAUACUUCAAAUUUCUUUCAUAGUUUCGAAAACAAAACAUAAUUUGUUUCAUACAAAGCAGCAACAAAUUUGACGCGUUAGUGCUUUGUGGUGACAGUGAAUUAUACGUGCUAUUGUCAGUAAUUGCAUAUAUUUAUAUGAUUACACCAAAUCUCAAUGCUUAUGUGGUAGCUAAAUACAAGUGUGAUUUUUGCUGUUGUAAACUAGCAUAGGUCAAAACGUAAGGACGGAACGAGUAUGGCGCGUUUAGUAUUCAGUGAAAAACUUAAAGGAAAGCAGCGUUCACGGCCACGCACCAAAGGAUGGCGCGGUGUAAGCUUGCUGCUAGAACCAACUACUAAGAACUGGUGGGAGGAUCCCGACGUUGUUGUGGCUUUCAAUUUACCACGUAUAAGUGCUGCCCUGGAGCGUUUAAUUGGCACAAAUGUGGUGCGUCUAACCGAUCACAAAUUUAUGAGUGAGCUGCGCCAGCGACUGGAAGAGGAAAGCCGCAUACAGCUGGAACGUCGCAUAAACGCAAGGGCGCUUCGCGAGGUGGAACGUGAGCGUCUCUUAAUCAUCGAAGGUAAAACUAACGAAAUACCCGCCGAACUGGCCGAUGAUCCAAUAUUUGUUGUCAAUAAAAUUGCGAAUAAAGAAAUCCAAAAGGAGCGUGCUAAGCUCAAAACCAAUCGUGAGCGUAAUGCGGAACGUUUAAAAGCGCAAGGCUCGAAAUGGGAACGCGAAAGACAGAAGUAUGUGGAGGAAGAACAAAUGCGCGUUGAAAAGAUAAAGGGGCGCAGCAAGCAGCAAAAUGAGCUUGAAGAACAGUACAAGUCCGAAGAUGCUGAACGAGGCAUGGAUUUAUUGCGCAUCGACAACGAAGAGUGGCGCGAGUGUGAACAGGACCUCAAGCGCUUUCUGGAGGAAGAGCGUGCCAAAAUGAAGGAGCGUUCGUUGCGUUUGCCGACACCGUUCACAUCGGAUAAAUUGGAUAUAUUGAAUAUUGUGCGUGCCAGGAAAAAAUUCCGCGAAGCCGAACAACGUAUAUGCAAAGAAUUAGAGGAGGGCGCCAAACCAAAACCUGUUGCUAAAGAUAUUAAACUCACCAAGGAGUUGGCGGAAAAGACGGCUGUCAUACAGAAGCAUGUACAGGAUAUCAUACAAGCCGAAACCGAAGGCAUCUUCGAACCGGCUAUAAGUAAAGAGGCGGCCAAAGAAAUGUCUGAGCGUGAGAAGGAAGAGCGACAACGGCGGAAAUAUUUGGAUGACGCCUCUGAUGUUUCCACUGAAUCGGAGAUCUACGAACAGGGCAGCACUAUAAGCCAAUCGAAACGACGCCAUGCAGCCGAGUUAGAGGAAGAAAUGGAGUAUGAUGUGGAGCGUGGUUAUCUCAUUUCCAAAGCGCAAUUUGAGCAGUUACGCUAUCACGAUGAUAAGAUACUUAUGCUACAGAAAGCAUCGGAUAUGCGUGAACUAUAUCAACUGGCCGAGGAGAUAAUAAUUGGCGAACGUGUUGAGGAAGAAGUUGUGGAGGAAGAAAUGGUGGAAGAGGAAGAGCAACCGAUUUACGAGGAAGAGGAGGAGGAGGAGCCCUUAGAUAACAAUUUCUAAUAGAUGAAUAUGAAAAUGCGCAAAUACUUCGCGAAUACACGCACACUCACUAAAUUUGUUGUAUUUGGGAAUAAUUAUAAGCGGGCUGGUUAGCAGCAGGGAAGAGUACGUAUGUAGUAUUGCAGAUGUAGGUGGCUGCCUUUGAUAAUAACAAACUAAAUUACUUACCAGCAUUUUUUAUGGUUAGCUGAGAGAGAAUAUGUGACCGAGUUUUCGAAAACUAAACUCUUUAAGCAAAGAUUCUGUAUGUUGUGCACUUAGUUAUAAGCGUGAGAUUAUAUAAUAACCAAAUGUAAAACUGAUUAACUCAACUUAUAACCAAUUAAAGCUUAUAAUGACACAUACAUACAAAUAUGAAACACUUAAAUCGAAUAAAAUUGUUUUGAGCUAAAUUUGCGAAAUAUCA